GCGAACCCACCACCUCCUUCCCCCUCAAAGUAUCUGUCACGCUUGAAGAUGCCAUCUUGGACAAGGCGGCGAACGACGAGGGGAAGAAGAAGGAGGAGGAGGAGGAGGAGAAAAAAAAGAAUAAGAGGAAAAAGAAGGAGGUCUAUGGCGGGCGGGAGGGAGGAGUGGAGGGAGGAGUGGAGGAAGGAGUAUGGCGGGAUGGAGAAAGGAGGCCUCUGUCGGGAGGGAGUAGAGAGGUCUAUGGCGGGAGGGAGGAGGGACGACUAUGGCGGGAGGGAGGAGGGACGACUAUGGCGGGAGGGAGGAGGGACGACUGUGGCGGGAGGGAGGAGGGACGACUAUGGCGGGAUGGAGGAUGGAGGAGUAUGGAGGGAGAAAGGAGGAGGGAAGGAAGCCACAUCGCGGGAGGGAGAAAGGAGGACUAUGGCGGGAGGAGGGAGACUAUGGUGGGAGGAAGGACGAAGUACUAUGGCGGGAGGGAGGAGGGAGGACUAUGGCGAGCUGAAGGAGGGAGGAGUAUGGAGGGAGAGAGGAGGAGGGAAGGCAGCCACGUCGAACGAGGAAAAAGGGAAAACGGAGAAGGGAAGCUAUGGUGGACUACGGCGGGAUGAAGAUCUAUGGCGGAGGAGUAUGGAGGGAAAGAGGAGGGAAGGCAGCCACAUCGAAGGAGGGAGGAAGGAGGAAGGAGAAGGGAGAAGGAAAGCUAUGGUGGACUAUGGCGAGAGGGAGGAGGGAGGAGUAUGGCAGGAGGGAGAAAGGCCUAUGGCGGGAGGAGGGAGGACUAUGGCGGGACAGAGGACGAAGUAACUAUGGUGGGAGGGAGGAGGGAGGACGAUGGCAGGAUGAAGGAGGAGGGCGGAGGGAGGCAGCCACAUCGAAGGAGGGAGGAGGGAGGGAGAAGGGAGAAGGGAAGCGAUGGUGGACUAUGGCGAGAGGGAGGAGGGAGGAGUAUGGCGGGAGGGAGAAAGGAGGACUAUGGCGGGAGGAGGGAGGACUAUGGCGGGAGGGAGGACGGAGUACUAUGGC
Molecule: messenger RNA, 1026 nt
Organism: Chara braunii
Lineage: Eukaryota; Viridiplantae; Streptophyta; Charophyceae; Charales; Characeae
Source: the annotation of a GenBank genome assembly